Molecule: messenger RNA, 654 nt
Organism: Salvia splendens (bonfire salvia)
Lineage: Eukaryota; Viridiplantae; Streptophyta; Magnoliopsida; Lamiales; Lamiaceae
Product: transcription factor MYB35
Exons: 2
Coding region: 33-299 (88 amino acids)
Source: RefSeq, a predicted model, not a curated record
UCAGUCCCUCUCCCAUUUUGCUCACUGCACAGAUGGGGAGGCCUCCUUGCUGCGACAAGGCCAACGUCAAACGAGGGCCGUGGACGCCUGAGGAAGACGCCAAGAUCCUCGCCUAUGUCACCAGCCACGGCAUUGGCAACUGGACCUUAGUCCCUCAGAAAGCAGGCCUAAACAGAUGCGGCAAGUGCUGCAGACUUAGAUGGACUAACUAUCUACGCCCCGACCUCAAACACGACGGCUUCACACCCGAAGAAGAAGAGUGCAUUCUUGAAAUGCACAAGAACAUUGGCAGCAGGUAGAUCUGAUAUAUAGUUCAAAUGAAUCAUCUGCCUCUGCAGCGAGUGUCACGCGUUUUGGGGGUGGAUCAUCGCGCUCGUGUGAGGCUCCAACGCUGCCCACCUCUCCGUUUUCGUGCAACGAGGAAUACAUAUUGGAGUGCAAGAAUAUGGAGAUGGUGGAAUCAGGUAACGAGUUGCAAGAAGAUGGGAAUGUUGUUAGUGAAAAUGAGAUUUGUGUUGAGAAGAGUGGUUCUGCUGCAGAUACAUUUGUGGAAGACAUGUUGGCACGUGACAUGGAGAUUAGGCUGCAGUUUCUAUGAAAACUAUGAUUAUUGAUCAUUGCUCAAAGAUUGCUUUAAAUGUACUAGGAGUACUA